GUUACAAAACCGGUGUUUUGCAACACAGUAGUAGACGGUGUUUCCAUAAGAAAUAGAAGAUGUCAACUAUUUGUGCUUUUCACCGAGCUUUGCUGACAAGUAGAAAUGUCUUGCAAACCAAGAGCGGUGGACCGAAGAUGAACAAGAUUCUGCCUCAGUUAUUUUCAUGUUUCAACACUGUCAACAGAAGGAACUUCCAUUCCAUGAUUAGAAUGAAAACCCCAUUACGGUCAACUGUAAAAAGUAUGACUGGCCGAUCCUGUCAGUUACUUCAAGGAAUAAGAAAAUCAGCCACAGAUGCAGCUGCUGCACAACCAGCUCUCCCUGCUUACACACAGAAGGCCAUUGGCUGGUGGUUAGUAGGAUGUUCUGGAAUGGUGUUUGGUACUGUCAUUCUUGGAGGAGUUACCAGGCUGACAGAGUCAGGUCUGUCAAUGGUUGAUUGGAAACUUUUCAAAGACAUGAAACCUCCUCGAAGCAAAGAAGAAUGGUUGGCAGAGUUUGAACGGUACAAACAAUUUCCAGAAUACAAAUAUGUCAACCAGCAAAGGGAGAUGACUCUAUCAGAUUUCAAGUUUAUUUUUUACAUGGAGUACGCACAUCGUAUGAUGGGACGUAUGGUAGGGCUGACCUUCCUCCUGCCAGCAGCCUUUUUUCUCUCAAAGGGAUGGGUGUCUAAAGCUUUGAAACCAAGACUUGCAAUUUAUACAGCUCUCAUAGGCUUUCAGGGUUUCCUGGGCUGGUAUAUGGUGAAGAGUGGUCUACAAGAGCAGCCUAAGCCUACAGAUGUUCCACGUGUCAGUCAGUACCGAUUGGCAAGCCACUUGGGCUCAGCUUUCUUGUUGUAUUCCCUGUUUCUGUAUCAGGCCUUUAACCAUCUCCUUCCAUCAGCCAAGUUACCAGAUGCAAAUCUAAAACAGAUGGCCAAACUCAGAGGGAUGUGUCACGGUGUUCUAACUGCCGUCUUCCUAACAGCUCUCUCAGGUGCCUUUGUAGCGGGUCUGGAUGCAGGUCUUGUCUACAACUCAUGGCCAAAGAUGGCAGACAGAUGGAUUCCCUCGGAUCUGUUCAGUCAUUCUCCGACAUGGAAAAACUUUUUUGAAAAUCCAACAACUGUCCAGUUUGAUCAUAGAAACCUUGCUCAAAGCACUGUCUUGGUAAUCUGUGGUUUCUGGUGGAUGUGUAGGAAAGCACCACUUCCCCCGAGGGCAAGAAUGGCCAGUAACUGUCUCCUUGGAAUGGCUUUCGUACAGGCAUCUCUUGGAAUAUCAACACUGCUUUUGUAUGUACCAACACAUCUAGCAGCUACUCAUCAAUCAGGAUCUUUGGUUCUGCUCAGUUUUGCUAUCUGGCUGGCCCAUGAACUCAAGCGUGUACCAAAGUAAUCUUUCUUCUCACAAGCUCAUCCUUGAAUUUGGCAAGAUCAGCAAUGUAUUUAGAAGCUAUUUGCAGGUCUUGGUCUCAAAAUAUCAAACGUUUUCUAGACUGGAACAGUGAUAUUUUGGAACAAUUUUCGUCUGAAAAUGUUUACAUAGUUGUGAAUAGCUGUGUUCCUGUGAUGAUUAAAUGUUUAUAAUCUUAUAUUUCUACAACUGCUAUUUAUGAAAUUUUUUCUUAUGCAUUGCAUUAGGAACAUAAUGAUUAAUUAAUAUUUUUGUGACUUGCGAAAUUUCGACUUCUGUUGAAAGAGUAUGGAAGAUUUAACUGUUCUUAAAUUACCUUCUUUGGUACUUGUGUGUAUGACACUAUUGUAAAAUGAGUGUAUUUAAAUAUAUGUAUACAUGGAUAACUUUAUCUAUUACCUCACUUAUGUUUGUAUUUUGUGUCAAUUUUAUUAUUUUCCAACUUUUUUUUCCUGUGAAUAGUCACGUUGGAACUAAGUUUUCAAAGAAAUUAAACAAAUUUAUACUAGAGAAUAAGACAAGCACUUUUAGUAUUCUUAACACAGACAUGUUUUUGUAAUCAAUGUGACAAUUAUGGAUUAGUAUUUAAGCAUUAAAUAUUGUUAUUCAUUGUCAUCAAACAUAAAUGGUGUGCUUGCACUGCCUGUUUUAUUUGCUUUUUCUUUUCACAAAGUUUCCUCCGUAAUGAUAGAUAUGUGUUUUUCUUUAAAGGCAUAACUUCAUUUUGUUCUAUUGUAAUUUGCAUUUUGUUAUGAGAUAAUCUAGAAUCCACCUGAAGGAGUGUGACUCUUCAAAUGAAGGUUGAUUAUCAAAAUCACUCAUAUCAUCCUUUGUGUAAAUCACUGAGUUGUUCUGUAAUUUCUGCAGAUUGAUGAAGAUGUAUAUUUGAUAGAUGUUUUUUUAUAAAAAGAUUUCAUACAA
Messenger RNA from Ylistrum balloti, 2324 nucleotides. RefSeq names its product cytochrome c oxidase assembly protein COX15 homolog. Bases 60 to 1385 code for a protein of 441 amino acids. Gene Ontology annotation, cellular component: mitochondrial inner membrane. Gene Ontology annotation, molecular function: oxidoreductase activity, acting on NAD(P)H, heme protein as acceptor. Lineage: Eukaryota; Metazoa; Mollusca; Bivalvia; Pectinida; Pectinidae. The transcript is spliced from 10 exons. Gene Ontology annotation, biological process: heme A biosynthetic process. The record is from RefSeq and is a predicted model, not a curated record.